AUGCGCCGUCCGUCGCCCGACCUGUCCGAGCUCUCGCGCAAUCUUCAAGAGUCAAACGGCCCUGACUCGGACGAGACUAUGGAUCUCGACCUCGACCUGGCCAUGCCUCCCGCAGACGACGACGCCCGGGAACAAGAAGACCGCGUCUACACGCCGCCCCCUCACAUUGCCGCCCGCUUCUAUCGUCCCUCACAGGCGCGCCGUAAGGGCUCGGCUGCUUCCUCGCGCCGCAACUCCAUUUCGUCCGCCCACUCUCGAUGCUCGUCCAUCCAUCACCCGGCCUCCCGCGAGGCGGACCAGAGCAAGUAUGUCGCCCAGCACCUGCGCCGCGCGUCUUUCCUCGAGGACCGUCGCGCUCGCUUGGCCGACAGGGCUGCCCAUGCCGAAAAGGUCCGCCUGCGGGCUGCCCUAGCCAAGGCGGCCCCACGCGGCCAGUCGUCGUCCGAGGAACGGGCCCUCGCUGCACAGCAGGCAAGGGAGCGCAACCUGGCCGAGAUUGUCGCCAACUGCGCCGAGGAGGUGAGAAAGGCCAAGCAGGUGGCUGAGCUGACCAAGGAGAAGCGCGAGCAGGAGAUGGUUACCAUGAGAACAAAGAUGGAGGAGCGCCUGGCCGAGGCCGAGAGGCGGCGCGAGGAGAUUCUGAGCAAAACCGCAACCAUGCGCACCCGCGGCCCGAGCCUCGUUGCUCGCAAGCCCGUCGGCGUCGAGGUCCUGCCGCAGGUAAAGGAAAACGACAAGCCUCCGAUGGAUGACGACGCCGCCGUCGCUCGCAUCCAGAGCUGGUGGCGCGGGCGCACAAAGAAGCAAGUCAUUCACGAGUUCAAUGCUCUCGGUCUGUCCGUCGACGGCAUCCGCGACACCUCGUUCGAUGCCGUGGUGGAGCUGCUGGCGCAGGAAAAGGUCCUUCUCAUCACUGCCCGCCUCCUCCGGAUAUGCGGCCUCCAGGAGGGAGCGCCCGGCUCGGUCGAAGAGCUGGCUGCCGUCCGCACCUUUCUGAGUGCCUACCUCAUCCUCGGUCAUCCGAAUCAGGUCCUCAUCAACAAGAAUGAUGGCGGGGGUGACGCCGACGACGACGACGCUCUCGCGGCGCACCGGCUGCCGUCGACGGAUCUCGCCAACCCCCAGCUGCAGGAUCUGAUCCGCAAGGCCAAGGACCUGCUCAUUGCGUUUGAGAACAUGCUGCUGCGCUUGACGUCUUGGAACCGGUACACGAUGCCCCCGACCCUGAAGAAGACGCUCCCCGAGGCCUACGCCGUCUUCUACAACGCCUUUAUUGCGUGGAAGUCGCGCGACUCCAAUGCGCUCAUCGAGGUGAUGCUCAUGCAGUUUGUCGAGCUCGACGCCAUCUUCCAGACGGUCAAGGACACGACCGACGAUGCAGCCACGGCGCUGUACCGCCAAAGCAUCCAAGACAGCCAGCUCAUGCUGAUUGUGCGUAUCAAGAAGCUGGCCGGUGCGGAGAGGGGCAAGAAGAUGAUCUUCAAGGCCGUCAGCGAGGCCCGCAAGACUCGCGGGGCCAAGAAGCAGACGGGGGACACGAAGCCCCGCGUCACCGAAAACGCCUCGGGAGAGGCCACGGCGACGGCCAGCAGUCUCGUCGCGGCCGAAUCGCAGACGCUGACCCCCCCGGCGACGCCGGCGAGCAGGAGCGAGGCCAGGCCGACUGUCAUCAAGUCGGGGCUCAACGGCCUGCUUCCCGACAACCGCGUCGUCGUGCACGAGCUGGCAAUCAACAAGGAGUAUCAGAUCCCGUGGGAGGAGUACGUCGAGCAGCAGGCUGUCCUGGCGCGACCCCUGUACGCGCAGAUGCGAGCUGCCGUGGCCGAGGAAGACGGCGAGGCCAACUUUCGCUUCUUCAUGCUCAUGGCCGGCAACAUCAGGGACAAGCUGCAGCGGCUGCUCAAGCCGGGCAACUCCAUGUACAACCUCAUUGGGGAGAUUCUCGACCCGGAAAUGGCGGAGCGGCAGUUUGCGCUGGGGAGCUUCUCGUACGAAAGGUUCUUCGCCGCCAUGGGCUCCCUCCUGCCCAAGCUGUGCGCUCCAUUCCGGGACGAAGAGGUCAACGACCUGGUGCAGAACCGCCUCGGCGACGGAGACUUGAUCGACCGGGUCGAGGCGCUCAACGGAUUCAUUGACGUGAUGCUCUGCGACUACAUCAACUACCUGCUCCGGAUUGCGGCGCCGCAACUAAUUGAGUCGGCCGCCCAGUACGAGGCCAAGAGGUUCGCGUCGGACAUUGCCGACGCGGGCAUGAGUCUGGCCACUGCCGAGGCGGCCUGGAGGUCUGCCAGGUCCAAGGUCAUGGCCGAGGUCCAGAGGCGGGACCCGGAGGGCAUCGGCCACGCCAAGUCGCAGCCGACUGCGGCGCGGUUCUACGCGCAGAUGCUGGUCGACGUCUUUACGCAGCCGACGCCCAUCGCAGCCGAGCAGGUGCCGGCGAUGCUGCGCCUUGACCUGGGCCGCAUCAACGACGUCUCGACGAUGGCGCAGCGCAUCAUCACGGUGGGCGCCGUCCUGCUGCAGUGCAAGAACCUGCUCAAACGGGAUGUCAGGACGCAGUGGAAGACGGAGGCAUCGCGCAUCAUGGCGGUGCUCGAGGCCAACCACGCCUCGCUCGGCGCCACCGUCGACGGGACCAUGGCGGCCCUCGAGGCAGGGCGAUCGAUGCCCGCCGCCACCAAGACGCACCUGCGCGCCCUCGUGACCAAGGUGCUGAGCGCCGGCCAGGACAUGUCGCAGCAGUCGGCGGAGCCGCGCGAGCCCGUGCUGCGGCUGCUCCUGACGCGACUGCGCGGCAACAUCUUGGCGCGGCUGGCGCCCGGGUCGGCCAGCGAAAAGGUCAAGGCGGCCAACACGGCGGGCGAGAAGCUGGCCAGCCUGGGCCUGUCCGAGUUUGUGGAAAAGGUCAGGCACAUGUCGGACCUCCUCGACAAGGUGGGCGCGGUGGACAGGGCGGCGCACAGCCCCUGGUGGGACGCGGUCGCGACAAAAGUGCAGCAGGAGGAGCUGGAGCCUCCGGCGCAGCAGUCGUGA
Molecule: messenger RNA, 3033 nt
Organism: Hirsutella rhossiliensis
Lineage: Eukaryota; Fungi; Ascomycota; Sordariomycetes; Hypocreales; Ophiocordycipitaceae
Product: t-complex protein 11 domain-containing protein
Exons: 1
Coding region: 1-3033 (1010 amino acids)
Source: RefSeq, a predicted model, not a curated record